UGUGGCAACAAGGUUCCUAAUUUGAUUACACGUUAAGUGACACGUGUUCAAUGAGAGCUAAAGCUCCUUCCCAGACUAGUACCGAUUCUUUCUCUCAUUUUCGCGACUAUCUUCUUCGUGGAAGGAAAAAAGAAAAACCUGAAAGGAAACUAUGGAUGAUUCAACCCUGAUUCCUAGCUGCUUUAGAUCUUACGGAAGGAAAGAAAUCCCAGAUACUGCGUUACAUUUCCAUUCGUCAAAUAGGUUUCACGGAAAACCCACAGGUACUUCGAAUAGGUCUUCUUCUGUUCUUCGCCAUACCCAAGUCUUCUUUUCCAGGGCUAUUGAUCCUUCGCGGAAAUCAAGCAAUUUCUUGCGUCUAUUCUUCUACAACGACUAAUUCUCAGAGGGAAAGUCUCCAAAAAAAUUGUUAAAAUUCAUAUUCUUGGACUUCUAGGUUUUAAUUAAAAAAACUGCUCUACUUUCUUGAAUGUAGUCAUGGCAGCAAGGACGGUAUUUUGCUGGGACUAAGACACUCACAGUAACACCGGUUUGUUAUUUACACUGCUUGAAUUUCAAUUCAUUUUACUUCUUCAUGACAAAUGCUCUCUAAGAGUGUUUUGAACUUUCUUACACUCAAAAAUACAUGGAUUAGGAUCUCUGGUGCGAUUCAAAUGAUAGACUGUGAAAUUGUACAAGAGAGGCAUUAACUUAAG
Messenger RNA from Cuscuta campestris, 695 nucleotides. NCBI's taxonomy places the organism in Eukaryota, Viridiplantae, Streptophyta, Magnoliopsida, Solanales, Convolvulaceae. The record is from the annotation of a GenBank genome assembly.